Messenger RNA from Paramormyrops kingsleyae, 2680 nucleotides. The record is from RefSeq and is a predicted model, not a curated record. NCBI's taxonomy places the organism in Eukaryota, Metazoa, Chordata, Actinopteri, Osteoglossiformes, Mormyridae.
GCAAAAUCUCCGCGGUGCGCCAAGCAUCCGACGACCUCUGCAAUGCAGAGAAACCCAAGACAUUCUUUGUACUACAGUUCCUAGCAAUCCUGGGAAGCAUGAAUUUGCCCUGUUAAAUGCGCGCGCAAUCAAUCGAUCUGUGUAGAUCGCUUCAUAUGGAAAAUUGCGCCCCCACCAAUACUCAUUAACAGUACAUUCAACGCGCAUGACCAAGCCCUUUUGUGACCUACAAAGUGAUCUUGGCUUGUAUGCAUAUCUGAAUCAAUCGAGGCCUCUAAAAAGCUAAAGUUUAUCAAAAAGACUACUUUUUAUUUACAAUAAGGGGAAAGGGAAAAAACGACAUAAGUGUCUAAACACUAACGCAAAAAAACCAAACUAAGCUCAUUUGAGGAAAAGAGUGACCGAAUAUGAAUAGCAAAUGACAAUAACUGUAAUACAUAAAAUCUAAAAAUAUAUAGCUUACAGUAGAGACUGAUGCUACGAAUACACCUGUACGGUCACUCACCGACCUACCUGCUGCAGACGCUGGCGCGCAGCGGCGGUCUAUUACAAGUGAGCAGCCAAUGACAUUGCAGCGGGGCGGGGCCACGGCAGUACUACAGUACUGCGGGCUCCCGCGGUACAUCUGUAUGAAACACACGCUGGAAGUCAAGGCGGUCAAUGGAUUACACAGUGUCCCUUCAAGUGCAUCAUCAGCUGACGGUAUUCCCCAACAGCUUGUACCACGGCUACAGUUUGGAGUUACAGAUGAAGUCCACUGGGGGCGAGGAAGGCCUCUUUACGGACAGCUACUGCAAGGUGUGCAGUGCCCAGCUCAUCUCCCAGUCCCAGCGGGUGGCCCACUAUGAGAGCCGGAAGCAUGCCAACAAAGUCCGACUGUACCACAUGCUGCACCCUGCAGAUGGGGGCUGCCCCGCCAAGAAGCUACGGACAGACAAUGGCGGCGCUGAUGGCGACGUGGACAGGAACAAGUGCUGCACUCUGUGUAACAUGUCCUUCACCUCCGCUGUGGUGGCACAGUCUCACUACCAGGGCAAGAUCCACGCUAAGAGGCUGAGGCUGCAUCUGGGGGCCCAGGCGUCCCUCAGCGAAACUGCGGCAGGCCUAAAGCGCUGCCACAGUUGCGAGCUCUGCAGUGUGACCCUGAACUCGGCAGCUCAGUACCAUGCCCACCUCCAGGGCUCCAAGCACCAGAACAACUUAAAGAACCAGAGAGUCCAGUGAGCCCGGAAGACAGAAUUGUUGUCAGAUAAGCUGCAGUUCUCUCCCUUUCUUUCUUUCUUUCUUUCUUUCUUUCUUUCUUUCUUUCUUUCUUUCUUUCUCUCCCUCUCUUUCUUUUUCUCUUUCCCUCCCUCUUUCUCCUUCUCUUACUAUCUCUCUCUCUCUCUCUCUCUCUCUCUCUCUCUCUCCUCCCAUCUCUACAUUUUCCCCAUUCAGCCCCAUCUUGGCCUUUGAUGCUCCUCCUCCCCUCAUCGCCUCGGGCUGAACUAGCAGCCAUCAUCCAUGUGUCAAUAUCAGCUGUCCAGGUUGCUUCGAGUCGCCGUGUGUUUAACAUGAAUAUAGAUUUUCCCUCUCACUCCCCAGGGCUUGUAAUCUGUUUCUGGAGGGGAGGGCAAUAUGUAGUGGGGUAAGACAUCAAUAAUUCAGUGCAGCUAGCAUUAUAUAUUUAAGUUGUUUUAUAUCAUACUUUGUCUGGAUUGAUUUUAGCCUUUAUAGUUCCAGUUUGUUGUUUGGAAGGCAGAGAUUAGGUGUGUGAGGCUGGUAUUCAGGAGGGCGUGUAAGGAACAUUGUGUAAUACAAUUCCGGUGGGGGAGGCUGGUGAUAAAAGUUAGAAAUUGAGUAGCACAAAUUGUUUUUUUGUUAUCAUUUUCUAAAAAAAGAAUUUAUCAGCUUCCAGGACUUCACAAAACUGUCCAGUUUCUUCAGUUUGUCUUGCAGCUUUGGCAUUAAAACGCUAGGAUCUGAAACAGGAUUGCGAUUAGGCGGAAAUGGGGCAAAAGGAGAAUGUUUGUGCGGCACCACAGGGUGCAUCUUCAGCCGGCCUGUUUCACGGGCCAUCUCACGCGGGGUCUCUGGGAGGUGCUCAUUACACCACCUUAAACUGGAUCACUCCCGAUUUCCAAAAUGGCUUCUAAAAACUCGUUUUCACUCUUAUUCGCAGGGAACAUCAACUGAAAUUAGAAAUUAAUUUAGAAACUAAUUUCCUAACUUUCUAAUUUACUGAGCAAAGUUAAUCACGCUUUUUCAUCCUGUUUUUUUCACUAAUAUACCCGCCAGAAUCUGCACUGGUGCCCCGUAGCACUUUGGCACUGUUUUCUCAUUUCUGGGUGUCAGUAAUUAUUUAUUUGGGGAGGUUAAGUGAGACACUGUUAAACUGUAAAAAGGUUCAUGUACUUGUGAAAAAUAUAAUGUAAUUAUCUGUUUAUUGAUGUGUGCAUGUCUAUUCUUGAGGGAAUGUGUGGGGAUUAAUCAGAGACUCACAAACUAGAAUGCUUUGAGCUCAGAGCUACAUCAAGCUUCUAGUAUCUGAGAUCUGUCAUAAAGGGAAAACGGAACCUGACGAGAUCCAUCCCAUAAUCCCUGCACUGUCCCCCACAUCAUCUUAAUUUGUCUCCUUGGUUAUGUUUGCUGUAUUGUUGCUUAAAGGAUCCUUUAUAAAUAAACUCUUUCUUUCCUCUAA